AUGGCGAUACCGAAUGGGGUCAACUCCCGACGAACAUACCCGGAGGAUUCAUGGGAGGCCAUGAAACCACGUAUUGUUCAUUAUUACAUUGAUGAAGGACUGACACUAGAGCGAACCAUGGAAGCUCUUCGCGAGGAGGGCUUCUAUGCAACGGAAAAGAUGUAUAAGACCCGCAUCAAGAAGUGGCACUUGAAAAAAUAUAUCAAGGAUGAGGAUGCUGGUGACAUCCUCCGAGCGGCAGCACAAGACGGAGGUGUUCAUCGAGCACACACCAUCGGUGGAAGGAUCGUCACAGCAGAAGAUGCUGAAAGGCAUCUGAAACGAAAGAAGAAGAUGAACACGUGGAGUGUGUGUCAACCUCAAUCGAAUGUCUUAUCGCCUGGAAUCGUUUAUUCGGGAAACGACUUGCUUGGCUCGCCAGUCGAAGAGAGACAAUAUGGCGGCAGCCUCUUCCCGGACGCGCGAUGGAUCAACGACGACAGAACAGUUUCUCAAGAGCCUGAUGGAGAUGUUGAGAUGGCAGAUUGUGAAGAGGUGAAAGAAGAGCUGACUUUGGUGCCUACGGGUGAUUUUGAAGUAUCACCCAACUUGUUACUAACUCCUGGACUUCAGUUUGCAACUCAGUCUUUCCUCUUCGGUGUGCGCAAUUUCUGCGACAUAACGUUAAGCUCGAUGCCUCACGAGCCGGUGGAAUCUCUAGCUAAUCGCCGCUUCAACAAGCUCUGGGACAUCUUUUGCACCAAAGCUACCCUGCAACAGCAGAACAGAGCAUCACAAGCGCUCGCACUCAGCAAACAAGCUCGGUUCACAUUUGCGGACAUGCUGAAAAGGGGAGAUCCUUGGCUACUCAUCUCACUAUGCUUGCUGUUGAAUGACAACAUGUCUAACCCGGAUCGAGCCGCAUCCGCAAGCAGCUUUCUAAGGGAGAUGGCGCACUGGGCGAACGAUGUUUGGUCAGGCCAUCCCAUAGCUCAAUUAAUCCAGUUUUUGCGACAAACCAACGACCAGGGUCCUCAUCACGGCAUUGCAUUAGAGCUGGCGCGCCUUCACAGUCGCGUCUUGACUGAUCUUGGCAUGCACAAAAGCGCCGAAAUGCUUCUUGCUCACGACUUGGCUGCAGUUGAGCACACGUUCGGUUCAAGCUCGCUUCAGAACCUGCUCAGGUUGUCUUCGUUGGCAAGAUGCAAAUUUGUCGCCAGCGAUUUCAUGGGUUCCCUGAACUUGUACAUGGCCAUCUUAUCGGAUCCCCUCGUCAACGAGCCUUGGCUGGCAGAUAUCAAAUACGGUGCGAUGUACUUUGUGGCUAAGAGCAAUGCUCAGCUGGGAAAUGUCCAACUUGCCAUUGCACAGACUCGUGAAGCACUACAGUUCUCUCUUGACACGAAAGGCGAAGACCACUACUGGACAAACAAUGCAAGAGAGCUGAUUGUAGACUUGGAAGUGUCUCAGCUAUUUCGAAUCGAAGAGGUGGAGUGA
Messenger RNA from Lithohypha guttulata, 1476 nucleotides. RefSeq lists its product as uncharacterized. The record is from RefSeq and is a predicted model, not a curated record. NCBI's taxonomy places the organism in Eukaryota, Fungi, Ascomycota, Eurotiomycetes, Chaetothyriales, Trichomeriaceae. The coding region runs from base 1 to 1476 and encodes 491 amino acids. The transcript has 2 exons.